CCGGAUGAGGGCCUCGUCGGUGGAGAUGUGCAGAGGCGGGGCAGCGUGGCUGGGGCGGAUGUAGGUUGGCAGAGACGGGGCAGAGAUGGACUUUCGCUUUUCUGUCUCCAAGCUGAGCGUGGAUCUCUUCCUCUUCUUGACAUCGGCACCCGCUUCCAAUCCGUGUGACUUGUCCGGGGAUGAUCCUGCUGGGACAGGGCCUGCUGCUGCUGCUGCUGAUGGAACGAUCGGCACCGGGACCGGAGAGGGAAGGGUGAUAGCGGGUGUGGAUGAGGCAGAGAUCGGUCCCGUGCUCGUUGGGCUCGCAGCCGACACAUCGAUCUUGAGCUUCUUCUUCGCCGGGGGAUCGUCACUCUCAUCGCCCGGGCGUUUCUUGCAUCGGCGCUGUCGUGUGCCCGGAUUCUUGUCGGGGCCACGGCGUUUGGGCGCAGAAUCAUAGAUGCAUUUGUCCGAGCGUCGUCCACAGUUCGAACAAUGUGGGCGCCCAGAGUCGCAUCGGAUCUUCCGCAAUCGACUGCCCAGGCGACGAUCAGUUAAUCAGGCACACCCGAAGAAGCCCAUGGACGAGGGAGACUCACCAUUGCUGGCACGCGAUGACCGCAGAGGUCGUUGUCCGCCGCGAUGGCUUGCCCGUCGCCGUCGUCUUCCCCUUCUUCCCCGAUGGGGACGCACUUUCAUCCGCCGUGCCGGUGGAGUCGUCACCCAGCUCGUCCAUCUCAGCAUCCUUCGCCUCCUUCUCGACCGCCUUCGUCUUGCCCUUGCCCUUCGCUUGGCGCUUGGCCUUGGGCUUCGCUGUGUCCGGGGGCGCGCCGGCCCCGUCGACCGCCAUCGCAUCUACACUCGAGACGUCCUCCGCCACGCCGUCCCGCUCGGACGGCUCGCUGCUGUCCAUGGUGGCGGAUCGACCCGGCUUGUCGAAGAGGGGGAUGUAGCUGACCUCGGGCAGAGGCUGUUCGUGGGGCGAUAUCGACCCAGCGUGAAGUCCGUAUGAGUGGUCCUGCUGCUGCUGCUGCUCGUGGUGCGGUGAAUACGGAUGGGAGUGGGAGUGGGAGUGCAGAUGAAGUCGAUGCUGAUCCUGGUGCUGCGGCGGCGAGUAGCCCGAGCCGGUGCCGGCGAAAUCUGUGCAACGAGGUCGGAAGUUUUCCUGUGAGCUCACGCCCGAGAAAGAGCCCAACAGCCUCCGGGCAAGCAGCCACGGUUGUGUGGAAGGGAAGGGAGCGGAAACUGUACUUACAUGGGAUAUUGCCUCCGAUGUUUCCAUACAAUGCAGAGAUCGUUU
Mycena citricolor is the source of this 1279-nucleotide messenger RNA. The record is from the annotation of a GenBank genome assembly. NCBI's taxonomy places the organism in Eukaryota, Fungi, Basidiomycota, Agaricomycetes, Agaricales, Mycenaceae.